Molecule: messenger RNA, 2242 nt
Organism: Spirometra erinaceieuropaei
Lineage: Eukaryota; Metazoa; Platyhelminthes; Cestoda; Diphyllobothriidea; Diphyllobothriidae
Source: the annotation of a GenBank genome assembly
AUGCCUUUUGGGCUACGCAACUCCGCCCAAACUUUUCAACGUUUCAUUAACGAAGCCCUCCGCGAUCUACCGUUCGUUUUUGUCUACGUCGACGAUGUUCUGGUAGCAAGUUCCAGUGAACACGAGCACCUACAACAUUUGCGUCUCAUUUUUGAACGAUUGAGCCAAUUUGGCGUUCUCAUUAAUGUUUCUAAAUGCGUUUUUGGCGCACAGUCGCUGUUUUUCCUAGGACAUCGCGUAGAUGCUUCUGGUUGUCAUCCCAUAGAUACCAAAGUUUCAGCUAUUCGCGAUUUCCCUACUCCCACUUCUUUUCAACAACUGCGCCGUUUUAUAGGCCUUGUCAAUUUCUAUCGACGUUUCAUCUCUCAUUGUGCUCAAUUAAUGCUACCACUUACUAACCUUUUACGCGGGAACAACCGUGAGUUUUCUUUUCCUGACACAGCUGUAGAGGCUUUCAAUCGUGCGAGGAAGGCUCUUGCGGAUACAACUGUCCUUGUUCACCCUAUACCUGAUGCCCCACUUUCCAUUGUGGCCGACGCCUCUAAUUUCGCUAUAGGUGCUGCCCUUCAGCAACAGACGCCCACUGGCACCCAGCCCUUGGCUUUCUACUCUGCCAAAUUGACAUCCCCACAAACUCGCUAUAGCACUUUUGGUAGAGAACUUCUUGCAAUUUAUUUAGCCAUUAAGCAUUUUCGUAAUUAUAUUGAGGGCCGAGAUUUUUGUAUUUAUACUGACCACAAGCCUCUUACUUAUGCCCUUUCUACUUCUUCUGACAAGUAUUCACCCCGCGAGGCCCGCCAUCUCGAUUUUAUUUCUCAGUAUACCACAGACAUUCGAUUUCUUAAAGGCCUUUAUAAUCAAGUUUCUGACUGUCUUUCUCGGCCUGGCAUUAAUGCCAUCACCCGCCCUUCCAUCGAUUUGGAGCGCAUGGCAGAACUGCAAAAUCAGCCGACUUUCAGUGACAGCCUUCAACACACUAGUCUCCAACUCGAAGCCAUUCCUCUUUCCACCACCCCAGGUACAAUCUUGUGUGACGUAUCGCGCGGUGCCUCCCGACCCGUUGUGCCAAACGAGAUGAGACGAGAUGUUUUUGCCGCGUUGCACAAUCUAGCUCACCCUGGCAUCCGCACUACCCAGCGCCUAGUUAGCGAGCGGUUCGUUUGGCCAAGCAUGAACACAGAUAUCCGCCAGCGGACCCGUUCAUGUUUGGCCUGUCAGAAGGCCAAAGUCGGACGGCACAACAAAGCCCCCAUUGGCACUUUUCUCGCACCCGACGCACGUUUUUCACAUGUUCAUAUCGAUCUGGUAGGUCCCUUUCCAACAUCUCGUGGUUGCAACUACUUACUUACUGCGAUUGACCGAUUUACUCGUUGGCCCAUUGCAACUCCCAUACAUAACAUAACUGCAGAUUCCGUUGCUCGUGCUUUUUUUGGAACACUGGAUCUCUCAUUAUGGCGUCCCCUCAACUAUUACCACCGAUCGAGGCCAACAAUUCGAGUCUAGACUUUUUAACAGCCUUACCAACCUCCUCGGAUGUUCUCGCAUACGCACGACAGCAUACCACCCCUCAUCCAACGGCUUAGUCGAGCGUUUCCACCGGCAACUCAAAGCCUCGCUCCGAGCUCAUGACAACCCUUCCCAUUGGAGCGAGCAUCUGCCUUUGGUCAUGCUCGGUAUCCGUACCGCACUUAAGCCCGAAUUGGAGUGUUCCGCUGCCGAACUUGUCUACGGUACCACCCUACGGAUUCCCGGGGAUUUUUUCGGGCACUCUCAAAGCUCAGGCGACUUGGAUCCCAGUGAUUAUGUGCAAAGAUUGCGCCAAGCCAUGACUCAUCUUCGAGCCACUCCUCCACGUCCUUCAACAAGUAAGUCGUACGUCGACCCGAACUUACUAACAUGUUCUUUUGUAUUUGUCCGCGUAGAUAGCGUUCGCCGGCCACUACAACAGCCCUAUGACGGCCCAUUUCGAGUACUAUCGCGCAAGGACAAGCACUUUACAAUUGACCGUGGAGGCCGCACCGACGUGGUCUCAAUCGAUCGCUUGAAGGCGGCUUAUACCGAGCCUCUUCCAACUUCUCCAACCGAACAACCCCCACUUGGCACAUUGCCACUUGCUAUUUCCCAGACUCCAUUUACGCCCAAUAAUCCCGCGUCUUCCCUUAUCCCACAGACUCCUCCCCUUACGCGCAGCGGUCGUCAUGUCCGUUUUCCCGACCGUUACCAACUUGUACAAUAUGCAUAA